Letharia columbiana is the source of this 432-nucleotide messenger RNA. RefSeq lists its product as uncharacterized. Gene Ontology annotation, biological process: mRNA splicing, via spliceosome. Gene Ontology annotation, cellular component: U4/U6 x U5 tri-snRNP complex; spliceosomal complex; U5 snRNP. The record is from RefSeq and is a predicted model, not a curated record. The transcript has 5 exons. The coding region runs from base 1 to 432 and encodes 143 amino acids. Lineage: Eukaryota; Fungi; Ascomycota; Lecanoromycetes; Lecanorales; Parmeliaceae.
AUGGGCUCCGUUGUCCUACCCCAUCUGGUCACAGGCUGGCAUGUUGACCAAGCUAUCUUGUCGGAAGAAGAACGUCUGGUGGUUAUACGCUUCGGACGCGAUUGGGACGCCGACUGUAUGCGCCAGGAUGAAGUACUCUACAGGAUCGCCGACCGUGUCAAGAACUUCGCAGUGCUCUAUGUCUGCGAUUUAGAUCAAGUUCCAGACUUUAAGCAGAUGUACGAGCUCUACGAUCCAGUGACACUCAUGUUCUUCUUCCGCAACAAGCACAUGAUGUGCGAUUUUGGGACAGGAAACAACAACAAGCUGAACUGGGUGCUGGAGGAUAAGCAAGAAUUGAUUGAUAUCAUUGAGACGAUUUACCGAGGAGCCAAGAAAGGGAGAGGUCUGGUCGUCAGUCCAAAAGACUAUUCGACGAGAUAUCGCUACUAG